AUGUUCCCCCAGCUCCUCCAUACUACCACUCGUGCAGUUGCAGUUGUCCAGAACCAGACACAUGCCUUCAGGAAUGUUCUGCAGUUGCAAUCUAGUGGCCCAUCCUCUGGAUCAGGAUCAGGCUGGGGAAAUGGUCCAGGUCCAGGCAGCUCUAAAUUCAACGCUGGUAGUCGUUUUCAUGCUGGUCUAAAUAACGCAGGUCGUGCAGUAACGCAAGCCAAUGUGGUCACUUCGCACGACGGCACCAUUUCUCAAAGCGACGAGACGGAAGAGUUUGCACCGAGGAGACCACCGACGAGACGACCGCCCCAGAAGAGACAACGGAUUCGUAGUUCGAGCGUGUCCCUCAGUGUGACCGGCCGCAAUGAGCGGGGCGAAAAGAUGGGGGUCCUCCAGACCGUGCAAAUCCAUGCCCGCGCACGACACGCAUUUUCCCCAGGAGAGACACUAGCUGCUGCUAAGGAGCGUCUCCUCGCCGAAUCUCUCCCGCGUGCCGAACCUCCAGCUCCCCUUCUCGUUCGACGCAACUCGACGUCGGCUCCUUUGAGCCCGUUGGUGAGCCCAGCGACUACGUCAGUCCCCCUCCCGACCCCGCCACCGGAAGAGCCAAUAGGCCAAACGAAGAGAGCCGCGUCACCAAAUUUGCAGGAAAAGCGACCAUCAACACCCAUUCAGCCCACUACCCAGACUGUGACUCCCCCUCCGUCUCCGCAACCCAAAGAUUAUUACACCACCAGGCUCAACAAGCUUGCGGAGUUUCGAGAUGGCAAGGUCAUCGCCGAACUCAUCCGGGAAAUGGUAUUCAGUUCGGAUGCGACGCCGACUGUUGAGCAGUUCAACGCUGGUUUGAAUGCGCUCAUUCGUUCUCGAUUCCCCGGAGAACCUUUGAACAGCAUCAUCAAGCUCUACAAUGCGAUGCUCGACAAGUCGGUUGUCCCCAACGUUCGGACGUAUGAACACUUGAUCCAGGCCCUCACCAUCCGCGAUUGGGAAGUGCAGCGCGCCAUCGUCAGCUUGCAGAAUCGCGCGAAGCAAGGAACCUUGCCAGAUCGCGAUGAAGUCGCGACAGUCGAGACAGAUCAAGCUAGGAUCGAGCAGCUCAAGACGGAGGACAACUUUGCGUCGGCCAUGUCGCUCUUCGAAGGCAUUCUGGCUAUUGGUGGCAGGAGCCAACUCGAGAUGGCGACCUUCAAUCGCCUCCUGCGAUCAUGCGCCUUCCACUGCGAUAUCAAUGCUGCCAUUCACGUCUUCGCUCAAAUCGAGGGCAUGAGGAGGCAACCGAACCAUAUCGCAUACCAGAACAUGAUCCUCACCUUCUCGAACGCGGGCAUGAUUCAGGAGGCAGAAGAGAUUUUCAAGUCCUACGUGCAGGUUUCCGAAGCAGGGCUUCUCGCGAGGGUUGGUUCCGGGGAUGCCAUCCGCCAGCAGCAGAUUCAGGUUUGGAAUUCCAUGAUCGAAGCAUUCUUCCGUGCUGGCAUAUCGGACAAGGCUCUGGAACUCGUCGAGCAAAUGAUGCAUUCCACUGCUCGCAAUGCAUUCGCUUCAAACGAAAUUCCAGUCAUCACAUCCUCGACCUUGAGCACCACUAUCGCUGGAUUCAUCUUGCGGGGCGACAUUGACGACGCUCUGGCCUGGUUUAACCGUCUGUUGGAGGAGGAGGAAGCAGCCACCAGUCCUUAUCACGGCUUGGAUGGGAGGGCAAUGCGACCUAAUUCCGUGGCAUGGCAUAUGAUCCUGGAGGCUUUGGCGCAACAUGGCCGGAUCGACGAACUCAAUAAGCUUUACAAGAUCUUGAAGUCAGUACAUGAACAGGACCACAUCAUUAUCCGCCCCAUCGACCGCCUCGUCGUCCACCGCGCCAACAUGAACGUAAUCUCGACACUUGAGGAUGCGCCUGCCCUGGAGCUGCUUCAUUUCCUCCUCGAGGACAUCAAUAGUGCCCCUUCGUUUCCCUACCGGGAGAAAUGGCAGAUGGUCUCCGAUAUAGCCGAUCAGUUCGUCUCCAGAGGCUUGUUCGAUAUUCCGUGCAACUUGAUCAGCAACUUCAUCGUUCAGAAACUGGAGGAGACGAGAACGGUCAAGGGCGCCAUGUCCCUUCAACGCCAGGUUGAGCUGCACCACAAGCUCAUUUCGUUCCAGGAGCACGUCUAUCAGACCGCUGAGCAGGGCAAGGGUGAACUCACCUUCGCUAUUGCUCUGACUAUAUCCCGUCUGGCGAGCGUUCUGCUCUUGAAACCUGACCUGAAGUUCGCCCAAUCGUUCAUGCAUGCAUACGGUCGCGCCAGGUUCUUGAGCUUGGUUCCUUACGAUGAAAUGUCACCUGAUGAUUGGAAGGUCCUGCUCCGAUAUGCCGCCUAUCUCGAGGUCAACGGACUUGAGGGCAACCCGGACAAUCUUCCUUCCAUCCUGGAUUAUGCGUUCAAUGGCCUUUCCUCGUUGUUGGAUGACCUGAGCAGCCACGGAGUCCCUUUCGACAUCUUCGACGUGGACGUCAAGAAGCAUGUCUUGGAUGUUUUGGAGACACGGUAUAGUCAACAAGGCCGCGCGGAGAUGAUGUCGAAGCUUGGCCCAUCCUACCUCCAGGCGUCACAAGAGUAUGACCAGAUCAGGUACUCGACCCUCGAGAAUGAGCUGACGCAGCCACAAGAGGCUCCUCUGCAAGCCGAGCCAGCCCAAAGCCCCGUUCAGCGGUUCUCACACCUCAGCUUGAACAGAGCCCUCUCGCGCACCCUUGAAGAUCUGUCUCGUUGCGCGCAUCAGGCAGCGGCUGAACGUCUCCAGACAGCGUACGACAUCUUCCAGAAGAACCUGGAGAAGCGAUUGGUGCCCGAGAUCAAUGCUAUCUCGCAUCUCAUCCAAUCCCUUGGUCGUUCCAAUCAAUUGGACAAAGUUCGCGAGCUGUACACGGUCGCCCAGGAGGUGUUUCCGCUGUUGCCCCAGGAUGAGCAGAUCGGUGCAUGGGCGCAGAUCGAGGACAGCAUGAUCAUCGCUCUGGCACACUCUGGACAUCCCGAGGCUGCUCAUGUCCACCGCAUGCGGAUUCUCGAGCAAGGGCAGGUCCCGUCGGCUGAUGCGUACGGCGUACUUAUCCAGUUCGUCAAGGAUACCACGGACGACACCAACGGAGGCAUGACUCUCUUCCAGGAGGCUCUCGAGCGCGGCGUCCGACCCAACCUGUACCUGUACAACAACAUAAUCUCGAAGCUGUCCAAGGCGCGCAAGGCUGACUACGCCUUGGAGCUGUUCCAGCAGAUGAAGGGUUACGGUAUUGUUCCAUCAUCGAUCACAUAUGGGGCCGUCAUUGGUGCUUGUGCAAGGGUAGGCGACGUCAAGUCGGCGGAAAUCCUGUUCCAGGAGAUGAUUCACUCAAAGAACUUCAAGCCUCGCGUGCCACCCUACAACACGAUGAUGCAGCUGUAUACGACAACGAAGCCAAACCGGACCAGUGCCCUUUAUUACUAUGAUGAGAUGAAGAAGGCUCGUAUCCGUCCUUCAGCUCACACGUACAAGUUGCUCUUGGACACCUACGGCGCCAUCGAGCCCAUCGACUUGAGGUCCAUGGAGAAGGUCUUCGACGAGCUUCAAGACGACCGCUCUGUUCCUUUGACUGGUGCUCACUUCGCAUCUCUCAUCAACGCAUACGGGUGUGCAUCCAAGAACUUCGACAAGGCCAUUUCCGUCUUCGACUCCAUGUCCAACAUCCCUCGUGCCCCUGCUCCGGACGCUGUCGUCUAUGAAGCUAUCAUCAAUGUCAUCGUGGCCCACAAGCGUACAGAGCUCAUCCCCGACUAUGUCUCCAAGAUGAGCGAAGCCGGCGUGCACAUGACCGCGUACAUUGCGAACUUCUUGAUCAAGGGGUAUGCCAAUGUAGGUGAUAUGGACCAGGCAAGAGCCAUCUUCGAGUCUCUACUUGACCCUCCAACGGGUAUGGCUGCGCCCAACAACCACGCGUCUCAUAACCCUACGGAAUCACCAGAAGUACCUGUCAUGGAACCUGUCUAUCGCGAGCCCUCGACUUGGGAAGUUAUGGUUAGGGCGGAGCUCGGUGCAGGCAACCGCGACGCGGCAGUUGACCUACUCGAACGAUUGAAGGCUAGACAAUAUCCCGAGGCUGUUUACAACCGCAUCAGUGGGGUCAUGACUGACCAUUCAGUGCUAGUCUAA
This is a messenger RNA of Cyclocybe aegerita, 4164 nucleotides long. NCBI's taxonomy places the organism in Eukaryota, Fungi, Basidiomycota, Agaricomycetes, Agaricales, Hemipholiotaceae. The record is from the annotation of a GenBank genome assembly.